AUGGCAAAUGCAGAUAGCGAGGUGAGAACGCUGCUGAAUUUCGUGAAUCUGGCAUCCAGUGAUAUCAAGGCGGCUUUGGAUAAGUCGGCCCCGUGCAGACGCUCGGUGGACCACAGGAAGUAUCUGCAGAAACAGCUCAAGCGCUUCUCUCAGAAAUACUCCCGGGUGCCGAGAUGUCACCCGCUCAGGUCCGCUCAGUGUGCCAAGCCAGUUGCCGGCCUUCAUGGCACGCAGGGGCAGGAAAAGGAUGCCGGUGGCUGUGGGCACACAAGUACAGACAAAGUGGGGGUCACUGAAAAACAGGUGCCCAUGAGGAAACGCCAGCUCCCGGCCUCUUUCUGGGAGGAACCCAAGCUGAGCAAGAGAGAGCACUCCCACUCAGGGCUGAGAAAGAGUCACGCCGCCUCGUUGGAGACAAAAGAACACUGGAAGGGAGGUCAAGAGGAGGACGCCAAGGUCACGCUCUCCAGAGACGCGCUCAAAUUAGAGCGGAACUCUCACCGGGACUUGAACCUGUGCGCCUGCUGCCCUUUCCAGAGUCACCAGCACCAAUACCACCAGAUUCUCCAUGGUCACAUUGUGGUGCCACAUCCAGCUCUGGGACUGUGGUGCAAGAAUGAGCCCGAGAGAGCGGAACAGCAGCACGGACUGAAGAUUCAUCCUCACGUGGUGGUCAAACCUAUACCAACCAAGCCCACAGUCCCUUCCCCUAUCUUCAGCGUGUUUGGCUUCAUUUAA
Nerophis lumbriciformis (worm pipefish) is the source of this 738-nucleotide messenger RNA. The record is from RefSeq and is a predicted model, not a curated record. Lineage: Eukaryota; Metazoa; Chordata; Actinopteri; Syngnathiformes; Syngnathidae.